Messenger RNA from Peromyscus leucopus (white-footed mouse), 4567 nucleotides. RefSeq names its product interleukin 1 receptor accessory protein (gene Il1rap). Bases 261 to 2318 code for a protein of 685 amino acids. NCBI's taxonomy places the organism in Eukaryota, Metazoa, Chordata, Mammalia, Rodentia, Cricetidae. The transcript is spliced from 11 exons. Gene Ontology annotation, biological process: signal transduction. Gene Ontology annotation, molecular function: interleukin-1 receptor activity; interleukin-1 receptor binding. The record is from RefSeq and is a predicted model, not a curated record.
GCGGGCGGAGCGCAAGCCAGAGCCACCGAGGCGGGUGGAGCCUGCGGCCGGAUCCCGGGGCCAAUCGCGCGGUGGCGGGGGAGGAGCCCCGGAGGGGGAAAAAGAAAGUGCGGCGGAAAGUAAGAGGCUAGUCGGGGAAGGCUGCCAGGAUCUGGAUCUCCUGGGCUCAGUUUGGACCAGAUCUCGGAAAGAGGCAGUGGCCGGCCACCCUGCACCCAUCCCGUCGCUGUCGCGGAGCCCGCUCGGCUGGCCCAGGAAGGAUGGGACUACUGUGGUGUUUGAUGAGUCUGUACUUCUAUGGGAUCCUUCAGAGUCAUGCCUCAGAACGCUGUGAUGACUGGGGACUAGAUACCAUGCGACAAAUCCAAGUGUUUGAAGAUGAGCCAGCUCGCAUCAAGUGUCCCCUCUUUGAACACUUCUUGAAGUACAACUACAGCACGGCCCAUUCCUCUGGCCUUACCCUGAUCUGGUACUGGACCAGGCAAGACCGGGACCUGGAGGAGCCCAUUAACUUCCGCCUCCCGGAGAAUCGCAUCAGUAAGGAGAAAGAUGUGCUCUGGUUCCGGCCCACCCUCCUCAACGACACAGGCAAUUACACCUGCAUGUUGAGGAAUACUACGUAUUGCAGCAAAGUUGCGUUUCCCCUGGAAGUUGUUCAGCAGGGCAGAUGCUUCAGUUCCCCUAUGAGACUCACGGUGCAUAGACUGUAUAUCGAACACAGUACUCAUAACAUCACGUGUCCAAACGUAGAUGGAUACUUUCCUCCCAGUGUCAAACCAACCGUCACUUGGUAUAAGGGUUGUACUGAAAUAGUGGAUUUUCAUAAUGUAGUACCUGAUGGUAUGAACUUGACCUUUUUCAUCCCCUUGGUCUCAAAUAAUGGAAAUUAUACAUGUGUUGUUGCAUAUUCUGAAAACGGACGCCUCUUUCACCUCACCAGGACUGUGCGUGUAAAGGUGGUAGGCUCGCCAAAAGAUGCAUUACCACCCCAGAUCUAUUCUCCGAAUGAACGUGUUGUCUAUGAGAAAGAACCAGGAGAGGAGCUUCUCAUCCCCUGUAAAGUCUAUUUCACUUUUAUCAUGGAAUCCCACAAUGAGAUCUGGUGGACCAUUGAUGGAAAAAAGCCUGAGGAUGUCACUGCUGACGUAACUACUAAUGAAAGUAUAAGCUAUUCUCCAACAGAUGAUGAAACAAGGACUCUGGUGUUGAUCAUCAAGAAAGUCACCCCUGAGGAUCUCAGGCGCAAUUAUGUCUGUCAUGCUCGAAACACCAAAGGGGAAGCUGAGCAAGCAGCCAAGGUGAAACAGAAAGUAAUACCACCAAGGUACACAGUGGAACUCGCCUGUGGUUUUGGAGCCACAGUCUUUUUGGUGGUGGUUCUUAUUGUGGUCUACCAUGUUUACUGGCUGGAGAUGGUCCUCUUUUACCGGGCUCAUUUUGGAACAGAUGAAACAAUUCUUGAUGGAAAGGAGUAUGAUAUUUAUGUCUCCUAUGCAAGAAAUGCUGAAGAAGAGGAAUUUGUGUUACUGACACUCCGUGGCGUUUUAGAGAAUGAAUUUGGAUACAAGCUGUGCAUCUUCGACAGAGACAGCCUGCCUGGUGGAAAUACGGUGGAAGCAGUGUUUGAUUUCAUUCAGCGGAGCCGAAGGAUGAUUGUUGUCCUGAGCCCUGACUAUGUGACAGAAAAGAGCAUCAGCAUGCUGGAGUUUAAGCUGGGUGUCAUGUGCCAGAACUCCAUUGCCACCAAGCUCAUUGUGGUGGAGUACCGUCCCCUCGAGCAUCCCCACCCAGGCAUCCUGCAGUUGAAGGAAUCUGUGUCUUUUGUGAGCUGGAAGGGCGAGAAGUCCAAACAUUCUGGCUCCAAGUUCUGGAAGGCCUUGCGCUUGGCUCUUCCCCUGAGAAGCCUGAGCGCCAGCUCUGGCUGGAAUGAGAGCUGCUCUUCUCAGUCUGACACCAGUUUGGAUCACGUUCAGAGGAGAAGUCGUUUGAAAGAGCCCCCAGAACUUCGGAGCUUAGAGCGGGUGUCUGGAGCAGCGCCAGCCCCGGGCAUCAUGUCCAAGCACCGAGGGAAGCCCUCGGCAGCUUGUCGCUGCUGUGUCACCUAUUGUGAAGGAGAAAGUCACCUCAGGAGCAAGAACCGGGCAGAGAUGCAUACCCAACCCCAGUGGGAAACACACCUCUGUAAGCCUGCUCUCCAAGAGUCGGAAAGUCAGUGGCUACAAAAUGGCACCAGACCUGAGCCCGCUCCCCAGAUCUCAGCUCUUGCACGGCACCAUUUCACAGAUUUAUCCAAUAACAAUGACUUUUACAUUCUAUAAUCACUUUAGGUGGAGGGUGGUGGCUGCUAUUUCUACAAACUCUCUCUCUCUGGGUCACAAACCUUUGGGAAUAAUUGACAUUUUUAUCAUCUAAAUAGACUAUCAGAUUUGUGUCCCUUUUAUUGAUUUUUUAAAAACUAUUUAUUUCUAGGAGACAAAAGACCGGAAGCACCUGAUUGCAGUUAUUGCCUCUAAUGGCCUCGGAAGAGCACACUCUUCUCGGGCCCUAGAAGGUCAGUAUGUAAAAGUUGUCUGGAGUCUGAUCUUGCCCCGUGGUUCAAAGGUAGCUAAGAACUGGUGUUUCCUUAUGAUAUGGGUGGUGAAGUAUACUUGAGCUUUGACACAGGGUGUGUGUACCCAAGGGAACAGGGCUUUGACAUUCACAGGGUGUGUGUACCCAAGGGAGCAGGGCUUUGAUACUCACAGGGUGUGUGUACCCAAGGGAACAGGGUUUUGACACUCACGGGGUGCGUGCACCCAAGGGAGGGACUUGAAAAGGAGCAGGUUCUGGUCAACACUGUAGGAGAGGGUUCAGCAACAAACCUACAGCACAUUUUGGCCCCCAGGAUCAAACUUUCUCAGAGGAAUUCAUGCUUCCUAUUGCCUCCCUGUAAAUAGUGUGUUCUAAACUUCCUAAUGUUGUCAGUCUCAAUAAAGGUAUAUUUUUAUGUCAUGUCUUUUGUACUAAGAGAUUUUUAAUGCCCUCUCCUCAUUUUGCCUUUUCUGGCUUUCAUAUUCAAGUCUAAAGAAUAUUCCAUUUCAGGGAACUGAGAUUUGGAUUAGGUAGAAAAUGUAAGGGGUUGUUUUGUUUUGUUUUUCUUUUUUUCUGAUGUGUAUUGGAAAUCUAUAAAAGUACCAAAGACACUGAGUUGGCAUUCUAUGAGAAGGGGAGCUUAUGGAAGAAUCUUGCUUUGUUCAAAUCACAGCAGAAAAAUUUAGUAACAAGCUGUAAUGGAACUGUAGGUAGGGUUUGGCACUUACAUCCUUUCUUCACAAUUCUGAAAAGAGAUGUUGAGUUCACGUUCCUCCAAGGGUCAGAAGGUAAGAGAAAAGGAUAAAAGGGGACACAUGUAAGUUUAACUCCCAUGCACUCCAUCCCACACCAACAGGAUAGAUUGCAGGUUCAACGUUGCAGGCUUUUCUGCAAAUAUUCACGUGACAGUAAAAGGCACAUAGCACUUUACUUUCACACUGGGGUCCUAUCAGGAGCCCUUGAGCUUAUGGAUAACUGAAGAACACAUGAGUGCUCACUCAGCUCUGUUUGGUUGUUGCCACUUGAAUUAGACUCUGCAUGACAGAUUGUCCAGUUUCUUUUAUGAGGUAUGAAACUUUAAUAUUUGAGUGUAUACUUUCAAUUAUAUCCUGACUUAAAUUUAUAAAAAUAAAGUCAAAGAGUAAAAAACAAUUCAAAAUAAAAACCAAGCAACCAAACAAACAAAAAACCUUCAUCUGUGGGUCCUUAGCAUGUGAUUUCAGGGCAACAGUAUUCAGUCAAAGAAUGUAUGCUGAAAUAGGGGCUCAAGUGCCAUGAACAACUCUGGCCUUGGGUAAUGCAAGUUGGCUAUGAGAACAUAUGGGAAAUGUCUAUACCUUCUCCACCCUGAAAACAUCUGGCCUUCAUAAUAAAAUUGAUCUGAUAAAUCCUCCAGCCCAGGAGACAGCUGAGAAUCACUGCAUCUUCUUGCAGCUCUGUGUGUUCCAUGUUUUCUAGAAGAAAGUUAUAAGCACAAAAUCUGCUGUUUCUAAACAGAAGUAAAUCACAAGCCGUUGCAGCAGACACCAUUCAAUGUGAGGAGUCACCUUCCGUACAGCAGCCCCUUGCUGCGAGUGUGCUUGGUCCAGAGCCAGGCUCUCUCAAACACAAAGGGAGCGGUAGUGAGAUAAAACACAAGUGAAAAAUCCUACAGUUUAUCUGCUGAAACUAGAGCACCCCCUGUCUAAAACAUUACUCACUACAGAAGGUGUACCUGGAUGUGGUAGUCAACAGAAAUGACUUAGCAUGACCAAAGGGUUCAUGUCAGAUGGCAUCAUUUUCUGAAGAGAUAUUCAAAGGCCUUAACUUAGCUGCCAGAAAAUGGAUAAUAUACAUGGCUUCACAUUCUAUGAAGGGGAGAAAAGGAUCCAGUCCAAUUCAAAUUAGCCUUAUUUCUUAUUAACAUACCCACUGUAAAACAUCUCUGAAAGAAAAUUAGAAAUUACUUUUGUCACUUAUGUGUCCUUUUAAAAAGUACUCUGAAAAUUUCAUACAU